UCUUGGGAGAGGACAGCGGGGCGGUGAUGCCAUCUUUGAAGAGGGCAGCGUGAAGCGGGGACAGCGCCAUCUUUGCUGCGGGCGGGACUUUGCCCGUGUCCCCUCGGUGCCGCCGGCAGGGAAUCUCCUCGAUGGCAUCAUCUGCGCCGGCGCUGAAGCCGCUGGUGGCGGUGGCCCAGGUGACCUCGACGCCAGACAAGGAGCAGAACUUCGCGGCAUGCGUGGCGCUGGUGCGCGAGGCAGCCGAGCGCGGCGCCGGCCUCGUCUUCCUCCCUGAGGCCUUCGACUUCAUCGGCCGCGACGCCGCACAGACACUCAGCAUGGCCGAACCCCUCGAUGGGGACCUCAUGGGCCGCUACGCUCAGCUCGCCAGGGACUGCGGUGUUUGGCUCUCGCUGGGCGGUUUCCACGAGCGCGGCCACGAUUGGGCCACCACGCAGCGCAUCUACAACUGCCACGCGCUGCUGGGUCACGACGGUCGCCUCGUGGCCGCCUACCGCAAGGCCCAUCUGUGCGACGUGGAGCUCGAGGGCCGCGUCUCCAUGUGGGAGAGCAGCUUCACCAACCCUGGCACCGAGCUGGUGGCGCCGGUGCCCACGCCGGCGGGGAAGCUCGGCCUCUCCGUUUGCUACGACCUGCGCUUCCCCGAGCUCUCGCUGGCGCUGCGGCGCGCGGGCGCCGAGAUCCUCACCUUCCCCUCGGCCUUCACCGUCCCCACCGGCUCGGCACACUGGGAGCAGCUCCGGGCUCACCACGGCACCACCGGGAAGGUCCCCCCCCGCCACUUUCUCCGUGCCGGGAAUUCUGGGCACAAGGAAGGAGCCGGGCGCUGCGGUAGAUGUUUAUUCCAAGAAACCCGAGAGCUACACAGGGAAGAUGAACAAUCGAGGAUUAAAAAAUACAGAAGUCACAGAAAUUACACAAAGUUGUGCCGGAAUAGUCUGUCGGGUUCAAGCACCCCUCGAAGCCGGGGGUGCCACCCCCCACCCACAAAUUGGGAUGGAGCUGAAACGAACCCCGUCCCUACACCCCAGCACGGCCAGUCCGGGCUCGGCGGGCACAGGGAGCCCCGGCCCCGCGUCGCUCCAACUGCCCCGCGUCCCAGUUUAUCCCAGUUACCGGCUGGGGAGGUGCCAGGCAGAGGUUUUGGGGUUCCCUCAGCACCCGGCCUCUCCCUGGGGAGGGGGACACGAAGGCACAUGGUCCCGGGGCCGGAUUUGCUCCAGAGAAACCAGAGGUGACAAAA
Cuculus canorus (common cuckoo) is the source of this 1246-nucleotide messenger RNA. It is a transcript of the gene NIT1, whose product is annotated as nitrilase 1. The transcript is spliced from 6 exons. Lineage: Eukaryota; Metazoa; Chordata; Aves; Cuculiformes; Cuculidae. Gene Ontology annotation, molecular function: hydrolase activity, acting on carbon-nitrogen (but not peptide) bonds, in linear amides. The record is from RefSeq and is a predicted model, not a curated record. The coding region runs from base 132 to 1241 and encodes 369 amino acids.